AUGGGCCACCUCAAGGCUCCGAAGCUCAGGCUGUCCCGCGAGUCGUUCGGCCUUACCAACCAUGUCUAUUACGACCAAUAUGACCCGAAGAAGGGCGGCCGGCAGGACUCGAGGAAGUCCAUGGCCAACCUGGAUUACUCACCCUUGAAACGAGUAACCUGGCAGUCCUUCUGGAUGGGCUGUCUCAUCUCCAUGGGAGGUCUAAUCUUUGGCUACGAUACUGGUCAGAUCAGUGGUUUUUUGGAGAUGCCAGAUUUCCGAGAAAGAUUUGGCCAGCGUCACGAUGACGGAACAUAUUAUUUCAGCAACGUCCGGUCAGGUCUCAUUGUGUCACUGCUUUCAAUCGGUACCUUGAUUGGUGCUUUGGUCGCCGCUCCCGUUGCCGAUAGCAUUGGCAGAAGACUGAGUGUCACCGUAUGGAGUAUCAUCUUCGGCAUCGGUAACAUCGUUAUGAUCUCGUCAGAUCGGCACUGGUAUCAGAUGAUGAUGGGCAGAUGGGUUGCUGGUCUCGGUGUCGGCGCCCUGUCCCUGAUUGUGCCCAUGUAUAUGUCUGAAACCGCACCUCGUCAUAUCCGUGGUGCUUUGAUCAGUGAAUACCAGCUAUUCAUCACCCUUGGUAUUUUCCUCGCCGCUUGCAUCAACUUCGGCACCUAUGAACACCAACGGGGCAAUUCCGGCUCAUGGAGAAUUCCCAUGGGUGUUGGCUUCCUUUGGCCCAUGAUCCUCGGUGGCGGCAUCCUUCUAUUCCCCGACACGCCCCGUUAUCUCUACCGCAAGGGACGAGUAGAAGAGGCCAAGCAGGUCAUGCUUAAGGUCUACGGCGCUCCCCCGAACCACUACAGCGUACACGUCGAACUGGAGGAAAUCGGUGCUCAGCUCCGCGCCGAAGCGCGCAAGGAAGGUGUCAUACGCGAAUGGAUCCACAUGUGGUCUGCACCCAAGAUGGCCUACCGUAUCAUCCUGGGCAUGGCUCUGCAAACGUUCCAGCAACUGACGGGCGCCAACUACUUCUUCUACUACGGCACCACGAUCUUCCGAGCCACGGGCAUCAACAACUCGUUCGUCACCCAGAUGAUCUUGAACGGCAUCAACUUCGGCACCACCUUCUACGGCCUGUACAUCGUCGAGCACUACGGUCGUCGCAAGUCGCUCAUCGUCGGCUCCUGCUGGAUGUUCAUGAUGUUCAUGAUCUUCGCCAGCGUCGGACAUUUCUCCCUGAACCGCGACGACCCACCAGCCACCGAGUCGAGCGGAACCGCCAUGAUUGUCAUUGCCUCGUUCUUCAUCUUCGGCUUCGCCACCACGUGGGGCCCCAUGAUCUGGACCAUCGGCGGUGAGUUGUAUCCUUCGCGCUACCGGGCCAAGGCCAUGGCCCUGGCCACCGCCGCCAACUGGCUCUGGAACUUCUUGAUCGCCUUCUUCACCCCCUUCAUCACCGGCGACAUCGACUUCCUUUACGGCUACGUCUUCGCCGGCUGCAACCUGAUCGGCAUGCUUCUCGUCUACUUCUUCGUCAUGGAGGGUCAGGGUCGUACCCUGGAAGAACUCGAUGCCAUGUACAUCCUCGGCGUCAAGCCCUGGAAGAGUUCAACCUGGGUCGCUCCUCCGCCGGAAGAGAUCGCCGCCAUCCGGAGACGCGCGGGAACCCAUGAAGACGUCGCCGAGGCCGGAGAGGCUGGAACCAACCCGGCCACCGCCCCGGUCCGCCCCAGCGAGGAUGAAGCAAGCACAGAAAAGGAGGCUGAGCAUCGCGAAUAA
Messenger RNA from Capronia coronata CBS 617.96, 1758 nucleotides. RefSeq names its product MFS transporter, SP family, sugar:H+ symporter. Gene Ontology annotation, cellular component: plasma membrane. The coding region runs from base 1 to 1758 and encodes 585 amino acids. The record is from RefSeq and is a predicted model, not a curated record. The transcript has 4 exons. Lineage: Eukaryota; Fungi; Ascomycota; Eurotiomycetes; Chaetothyriales; Herpotrichiellaceae. Gene Ontology annotation, biological process: transmembrane transport; carbohydrate transport. Gene Ontology annotation, molecular function: carbohydrate:proton symporter activity.